AUGGAAUUUUUUCACUCUGGAUCCGAUUCUGAUGGUGAAAGUACAAGCAUUCGAAAGAGUAGUACUAGUUAUCAAGCGCUAGCAGAGAAACCGCAGUUUAGUCUGAAACAGGUGCGGAUGAUCUGCGAGCGUCUCCUCAAAGAACAGGAAAUGCGCCUUCGAUACGAGUAUGAAAUUGCAUUGAACCAAAAAUUGGAUGAACAACACGAGCAGUACGUUCAAUUUGCCAGUGAGCAAAUGGCAUCACAAUACAAGGAGAAUUCUGCUGGCGAAUUUUCGUAUCUUUCAUGA
Messenger RNA from Cylicostephanus goldi, 291 nucleotides. The record is from the annotation of a GenBank genome assembly. Lineage: Eukaryota; Metazoa; Nematoda; Chromadorea; Rhabditida; Strongylidae.